UCUCAUAGGCGAUGACAAAAUAUUGGGAUAUGUUUUCAUGAUUAUCUGUGAUGAUUACUCCUUAACGAAAUCUUAGAAUUCACGAUUUCGUUUCUUCACAUUAUAGCUUAAAUUUUGCUUAUUGGCAACAAGAAUGGAAAGAAAGAAAGAAAGAGACAUUGUUUAUUUCUUGAAGCAGAAGGGUAGAUUGAGGGAGUUGGAGUUAACUCCUUUCUCCAUAUUUUCCAUUUCUCAUCUCUUUUCUCUCUUUACGUCCUUCUCUUCUAGUGCUCAUUCAAUGCAAAAUAUCUGAAAACUCCUCCGCUUUUUCUUCAAGAGCUUCCAUUUCCAUGGAUGGUGUGCCAUCAGCGUUAUUGCUCAAAGAUGGCUUCGAUGUUGAGUAACAAACAAGGAAUCAAAAGGGGGAGACUAAGAAUUUCAUGCCAAAAGACAUAGUCGUUGUAUACUUACAAGCGUUCACCACCCGUUGGACUUCUUAACUCGUUCUUUUCUUAAAUUUGAUGAAAAAGCAUUUGAGUUUUCAACGAGCCUACUGAAAUUGAGGGUCAUUUUGUUUUCUGAAUUAUGAAGGAGAAGGUAAAUUCGUUUUCACCCACCGGAGUUCUUGAAGACUACUUUAGGAGCUCAGGACCCGAAUCAACUUCUUCUGAGUUGGCCAAACCAGCAGGUUCCUUUUGGCGUGGAAUAUUCAAAAUAUUGGGGUCGAAAUCCAGGAAGCCUGUAAGUAAAUUGCAUCCUCAGAGUGUGCUAAAGCUAUCCAAAAGGUUGAGCAACAGUAUGAGAGAGACUUUGCAUCUUCACUUUGGGUUUGAUUCCGAUGUCUGCAACUUUAACUCGCCAUGGAAGAAUUUCACUCUGCGAGAACUCGAGGCUGCGACCAAUUAUUUCAGCCCUGAAAAUGUGAUUGGAAAAGGGGGUUAUGCUGAGGUUUACAGGGGAUGUUUGAAGAGCGGACAAGUUGUGGCCAUAAAGAGACUGACAAGGGGAAGUUUUGAUGAGAAUGUUGGUGAUUUCUUACUUGAACUUGGAAUAAUGGCCCACCUCAACCAUCCCAAUACCGCCAAGUUAAUUGGCUAUGGAAUCCAAGGUGGAAUGCAUUUAGUUCUCGAAUUUUUUCCUCAUGGGAGUUUAGCUUCUACGCUUCAUGGUUUAAAGGAGAAGCUGGAAUGGAGCAUUCGGUAUAAAAUAGCCAUUGGAAUCGCAGAGGGUUUAAGAUAUCUACAUGAAGGAUGCCAAAGAAGAAUUAUCCACAGAGAUAUUAAAGCCGCUAACAUUUUGCUCACUCAAGAUUUUGAGCCUCAGAUUUGUGAUUUCGGGCUUGCAAAGUGGCUGCCAAAGCAAUGGACUCAUCAUAUAGUAUCAAAAUUUGAAGGCACAUUUGGCUACUUACCUCCGGAAUAUUUAUCACAUGGUAUAGUAGAUGAAAAAACUGAUGUUUUUGCAUUUGGAGUUCUCCUAUUGGAGCUUGUUACUGGACGUCGUGCUCUUGAUUACUCUCAGCAAAGUCUUGUUCUGUGGGCAAAGCCGUUGCUGAAGAAGAACAAUGUGAGAGAACUUGUUGAUCCUUUUACAAUAAAUUAUAAUUCACGACAGAUGAAUCUUGUUCUUCUUGCUGCUUCUUUAUGCAUACAGCAAUCCUCAAUUCGGAGACCUUGUAUGAGUCAGGUGGUUCAGAUCUUGUCUGGAGACCUGAGCUGCAUGAGAGGGACCAGAAAAAUGCAAAUACCUUUCCUUCGAAGAGCUUUUCGUGAAGAGUUAUUUAGAGCGGAGCAGCCAAGAUUGAGAGAUGUUCUUAUGGAACAUCCAUAGGUGGUGGUUCCAUGAAAAAGUAAAAGACAGAGCAUGGCCCUGUUGUGUUGUAGAGGCUCGAGGUCAAGUGCAGCUCCUAUAUUUGGCUAUUGGAAGCUGCAACCUUGGCUUGGGGAAUAUAGAUUCAAAUGCUCCCUAUUCCAAAGCUUUGUUUAUAAUCAGAACAUAAAUACCACAAAGAGGGUCUCAGUUUCUUGUCAAAUUUUGUUUACAUAUGUCUUAGUCGACGUAUAAAAUGAAACUUUUGAACCAUAAAGACAUGAUAAGAUAUAGGAAUAUAAUUCAAAUAUAAUGUGCUUACUUUUCCCA
Cucumis sativus (cucumber) is the source of this 2118-nucleotide messenger RNA. Its product is annotated as receptor-like cytosolic serine/threonine-protein kinase RBK2. The transcript is spliced from 10 exons. Gene Ontology annotation, molecular function: protein kinase activity; ATP binding. Bases 565 to 1809 code for a protein of 414 amino acids. The record is from RefSeq and is a predicted model, not a curated record. NCBI's taxonomy places the organism in Eukaryota, Viridiplantae, Streptophyta, Magnoliopsida, Cucurbitales, Cucurbitaceae. Gene Ontology annotation, biological process: protein phosphorylation.